This is a messenger RNA of Sesamum indicum (sesame), 1396 nucleotides long. NCBI's taxonomy places the organism in Eukaryota, Viridiplantae, Streptophyta, Magnoliopsida, Lamiales, Pedaliaceae. The record is from RefSeq and is a predicted model, not a curated record.
AAAAUUCUUUCUCACAUUUUCACAUAAUUAGCACAUUGCCCUACUUGCUACGAAAAACUUAUCAUCAAACUCAGAAACACACACACACACACUGAGAAAGAGAGAUGCAGAGAGGGAUGAAUGAGGGGAGUUCAGGGCUCAACCAAGCUCUCAUUUAGGAUAUCAACUGGAACUGAAAAGGUGACUUCUGCACCCAAAUUACUGCCUUUAAAGACACCAGAUCAACACUGUUGCUGGCCGGAGCAAGUGAUUUUCCAUUAACUCAAGCAAUGCAAGAAAAAGGGCGGCAGGCAGAGUUUGAUCCCAUAACUGAGAUGGAGAUUUCAUCCAUUCUGGAUUCUGGACUACCUUCCCACGAGAAAUCUGCACUGCUGGCGUCGUAUUUCAGUGAGGAUAACACGAGUGGCAGUUCUUCGGGCAUCACUGUCCAGGAAAAAACUAAUCAUAAGAAAGCCGACACGAAGAGUAAUGCUCCUCCAGAGGAAAUAAAAAAUAAAGCUUCUUGCAGUUCUUCAGGAGUAGAGCUCCAGGAAAAAAAUAAACACAGGGAUGAAGCCAACGCAAAGGAAGAACAUAAUAGUGAUAAAGAACCAGAAUUGAAGGAGUCGUCUCUGUCACAUCCUUCGUCUGAACAAGGAAAAGGUAAGCACAUGGGAGCCAUGGCAAAGGAAAAAGACAAUGAUCACUUACUCUGCAAGGAUGAGAAAUCAGAAGUGCAGGAUGAUGAUAAGUCUCUAUCACAUCCUACGUCUCAACAGGCAAAGACAAAGGGGGCCCUUGAUGAUCCUCUUACAAAUGAGGAGAUUUCAUCAAUAUUGCACUCCACUCUAUCUAAGAAGGACAAAUUAUCCCUGUUGAUACUUUCCAAUUUGAACGGGGUGGAAAACUCUCCAUUGGAAACUAAAACGUCCACGUCCACCACCCCAUUGAAAGUCGAGGUCAAGGAAAAAGUUCAACAUAAUGAAACGGAAGUGAAGAGAGACGUGGAAGAUCACUUACCUAGUGAUGACAGAAAGAUUGAUGAGCGUUUAUCACAUAGUUCGCCUCGACAAGAAGAACAAGCCAAGGUUUAUCCUAAUUUCAAACUAACUUCAGAUGAGAAAUCACAACCGUUGGUGUAUGAUCGUACUGAGGUAGACGUACGUUGGUCAAAACUAAGCUCGUCCAGCACUUCAUCGAGAAACGAGUUCAAGGUGAGAUGUUUUUGCCCAGUGACAAAUUUAUGUACCAUUUUGGUUAUUAAUUAUUAUACAAUAACAACAUAAAAAAUUAUAGUCACUUUUUUCCGAGAUAAAACUGUUAGGAGAGGAAGAGGGACAAGGAGUAGAGAAAAAUAAACUUAAGAUUAAUUUCUAUGGAAUUUCUUUGUCUUGUCUUACAAAAUGCCAACUUACAA